Messenger RNA from Podarcis muralis (Common wall lizard), 765 nucleotides. Lineage: Eukaryota; Metazoa; Chordata; Lepidosauria; Squamata; Lacertidae. The record is from RefSeq and is a predicted model, not a curated record.
UGCCGGCCAAUCAGCGGCGAACAGGUCGCUAAGCAGGGAGGAGGAGGCAAGAUGGCGGCGAAAGGCGGCGGCGCUGGAGGAGGAGGCGGCGGCGGCGCUAACAAGAACGGGAUAUUGGAAAAGUGGAAGAUUGAUGACAAACCUGUAAAAGUGGACAAGUGGGAUGGUUCGGCCGUGAAGAACUCGUUGGACGAUUCCGCCAAAAAGGUUCUGUUGGAAAAGUACAAGUACGUGGAGAACUUCUGCCUGAUAGAUGGCCGCCUUGUUAUCUGCACAAUCUCUUGCCUCUUCGCCAUCGUGGCUUUAAUAUGGGAUUACCUUCACCCCUUCCCUGAAUCCAAGCCAGUUCUUGCAGUCUGUGUUGUAUCGUAUUUUGUUAUGAUGGGGAUUCUGACCAUCUAUACCUCGUAUAAGGAGAAGAGCAUCUUCCUUGUAGCACAUAGGAAAGAUCCAGCUGGAAUGGAUCCUGAUGACAUCUGGCAGCUUUCCUCGAGUCUGAAAAGGUUUGACGACAAAUACACCCUGAAGAUGACAUUCAUCAGCGGCAGAACCAGGCAGCAGAGGGAGGCGGAAUUCACCAUGUCCAUCGCCAAAUUCUUCGACUGCAACGGCACCUUAGUCAUGGAAGCCUUUGAGCCAGAAAUCUCCAAGCUUCACGACAGCCUGCUCACAGAGAGGAAGAUAAAGUAGGAGGCUCCGUCCGGCGUCCACCUUACCCGCUGGGCUCAUGCUGAGUUUAAGCCAAUAAAGCAAAAUAGCAACGAA